ACGCCCAUUCGACUCCCCGGUUGUGCUCAGUUGUUGCCUUUAAGCUCCUCUGUGUGGACUGAACGGGUUCAACAUGGCAUCCCAGCAGCUCUAUCUGAGGUUCAUGGGGGUGGUUGUACUGCUGACACUGCUGGCUCUUAAAGAAGCAUCCAGUGACAGCAACAGUUUGCACAAGAUCUUCAAAAAAAGAGAUGUUGCAGGAGCCGGAGCUGGCCCCCCCAAGGUUUCUGUUGCAGUCCCUCCUUCCAAAGCUCAGGAAUUCCUGGCAAAGCUGAGCAGAACCAAGAGGAACGUUUGGGAUCGCAGUCGACCAGAUGUACAGCAGUGGAUUCAGCAGUUUAUGUACAUGGGCUUUGAUGAGCAGAGGCUGGAGGCCGACCUGUCCUAUUGGAUGGACCACGCACGAGCCAAUGACCAGGGCAGGCAGCACCACUACGACGAAAACUCCCCCAUCGGCCCACGUGACCCUAACGCCUACAGACAUGGAGCCAACGUCAACUACGACUACUAUUAAAUCCUCUGACUUCUCCUUGUAGAUUUAUAUCUGCCUUGCAAGUGUCAAGUACUCCACUUCUGACUAAUCCGCCUUCCUUUACCCUGAUAAACAGCCGAUCUUAAAUGCAACGUUGUAACCCAUUCUAAUCUCAUCAACCUGCUUUACAAGUGAAAUUUUGAGGCAGCUGAUUUGUAUGUAUGACUGAUAGAUUUUAAAGCAUUGGCUCUUAUUAUGCAAAAAAUACUGUAAAUAAACUUGGCUCUGUACUGCU
Molecule: messenger RNA, 767 nt
Organism: Sphaeramia orbicularis (orbiculate cardinalfish)
Lineage: Eukaryota; Metazoa; Chordata; Actinopteri; Kurtiformes; Apogonidae
Gene: ecrg4a
Product: ECRG4 augurin precursor a
Exons: 4
Coding region: 74-514 (146 amino acids)
Biological process (GO): cellular senescence; G1 to G0 transition; anaphase-promoting complex-dependent catabolic process
Source: RefSeq, a predicted model, not a curated record